This is a messenger RNA of Aureobasidium pullulans EXF-150, 1699 nucleotides long. Its product is annotated as cytosolic iron-sulfur protein assembly protein 1. The record is from RefSeq and is a predicted model, not a curated record. The coding region runs from base 48 to 1325 and encodes 425 amino acids. Gene Ontology annotation, cellular component: cytosolic [4Fe-4S] assembly targeting complex. Gene Ontology annotation, biological process: iron-sulfur cluster assembly. Gene Ontology annotation, molecular function: protein binding. NCBI's taxonomy places the organism in Eukaryota, Fungi, Ascomycota, Dothideomycetes, Dothideales, Saccotheciaceae. The transcript has a single exon.
CAAUUGUACAUUCGACAUUCCUCAAUUGCUUCGCGCCUGCCACAAAGAUGAGCACGAAACCUACAAUUGCGCCUUUGGCGACCUUGACACCAGCUUCCAACACACGCACAUGGCUCUCGUCGCCGCAUCCGAACCUUCCCAUCGUCGCAACGGCAUGCAGUGAUCGCAGCGUGCGCGUCUACUCUCUCAGCUCCUUCAACCUUCUCAGCAACAUCACCGGCGGUCACAAACGCAGUAUCCGAAGCGUCGCCUGGAAGCCUGAUAGUGGCACAUCUGCGCUGGGCGAGAGCGUACUUGCGACAGGCAGUUUCGACGCCAGCGCCGGCAUCUGGAGACGAUGGGAGGGCAACAGCGGAAAGGUCAAUCAAUCCGAGGACAAUGAGGUCGACUUCACAAAAGACGGAGGAGAUGACGAGGACGAUGAGUGGCGCUUCGCUGUCGUCCUCGACGGUCAUGAGUCGGAGAUCAAGAGUCUGGCCUUCAGUCCCACUUCGCCAUUGCUCGCUACCUGCAGUCGCGAUAAGAGUGUUUGGAUCUGGGAAGAGUUGGAAGAUGACAACUUCGAGACUGUCGCCGUUUUGCAAGAGCACGAAGGCGACGUAAAGUGUGUCUGCUGGCAUCCUUCAGAAGAACUACUCGCCUCAUCCAGUUAUGAUGACAACAUUCGUCUAUGGAGAGAAGAUAUCGACGACUGGGGUUGCUGCGCCGUACUCUCAGGUCACGGUGGUACAGUCUGGUGGGUCGAGUUCGAGGGUGCUACACACACUGCUCUCAAAGCGCAAACGGAACAACAGCAAAGGUUACUCGACCUCAGAGAAGCCGCUGGCCCACGCCUAGUGAGCUGCUCCGACGACCUCAGUAUUCGCGUCUGGCGCCGUAUCCCCAAGGACAGACCCAACGGCGCUCCUCAGACUGGCCCGAAAAUGCCCAGCAUCAUCAAGACAAACACCAUUGAGGAAGAAUGGGUACCCGAGACCGCUCUACCCCAACAACAUGAACGCGCAAUCUACUCUGUCUCGUGGAGCAAAAUUACCGGCCGCAUCGUCAGCGCAGGUAGUGAUGGAAAGAUUGUAGUCUACGAGGAGCGCUGGGCAGCCGACCAAUCCACCACACAAAUAGAAACAACGGAUGGCACAAAGGAGAUUGCAAGGACGGAAUGGGUCGCUGUGGCUGAGUUCGGAGAUGCACAUGAUGUCUUUGAGAUUAACCAUGUCGUCUGGGCCAAGCGAAGAGACGCUGGACGUCGCAGCGACGAUGAGGAAAUCAUCAUUAGUACGGGCGAUGAUGGUGAAGUGCGUGUUUGGACUCUGGAGAACUUCUCAUGAUACUACUCGACGUGAGAUUUGCCUCGGUGUCGCACUCUCGACUUCUCAGGGAGGCCCUCCCCAUACAGGACUUUGUCGGUCGAGGGACUCACGCUUGAAUUUCGACACUCUCAUCGCCUUGACGUAUCUGCAGAGGAAGACAUCUUACUACUGCGAGGCCAGAGCUAGAAGGCGGCGAAGAAACGGCAAAAGGAACACUGCCGAUCUUUGUCUCGGACAUGGUACUUCGUGAGCAGCAUAUAACAAUUUCCUCAACCGCCAUCUCUCAACUCUAUGCAUUGUGAUCGGCCUGGAAGAAGGCAUGAUAUAAUCCAUGUAGAUAUUCAAAUUAGGAAUCUCCAAACCCUUCCUCAAUCAUGUGUAUCUCGCAAACC